AUGGAGAUUUAUUUCCUACUUAUUAUUUACAACUUGAGCAGACGACGAGUUGCUCAGCUUAAAGAGGAGAUUGGUCAACGUGACUCAAUCAUUGUCGAGCUCCGCAGUGAUCUUGAUGCCGCGCGCUCAACUCUCGGUGACUUACGCGGUGAACUUGCAGAUGCACAAAAGCAGCAGCUUGAAGAAGCACUUUUAGAAUCUGCUGAGGUUGGUCAGCGUCUAGACCAAGAGAUUCAUAGAAAUGAGCAUAUGUCAGAGACCAUCAAGGCAUUACAACUGCGCCUGGAACGGGUUGAAAAGGAGUGCGCGUAA
Protopolystoma xenopodis is the source of this 312-nucleotide messenger RNA. NCBI's taxonomy places the organism in Eukaryota, Metazoa, Platyhelminthes, Monogenea, Polystomatidea, Polystomatidae. The record is from the annotation of a GenBank genome assembly.